AUGCCGCCGAAGCGCAAGGCUCGCGGUGGCCUCGCCAACGAGGGAAGCAGGCCCUCUCCUCACCGGCCUGGAGAUACGGCCAUGGGCCAACGCGAAAGAGACUUCUCCGAGGGUGGUGGAAGAGGCGGUCGCAGUGGUAGGAACACUAGGAGAAACGACCGCCGCGAUUCAGCACAGGGUCAAGGUCAGCAGUCGCAACAACAGCAGCCGGCGACGAGCUCUGCGAGCGCCUCCCGCGUCACCUCCCCGACUGUAGCCCGCCCGCCUUCCGCGCCGUCGCAGUCGCAACAGCCGCCUCCGAUCGCGACGGAUCAGCCUACUGCCCCGAUAUCCCACCCGCCGUCUCCGGUACCGAGAAAGUACUGCUAUGAGCAUAUCAACGACGAAACGAUCACGUCAUGGACAACCGGUGGCCGACAGCAACUUGUAGAUCAUGCCGUGCAGUCGAAGGCUGAUGUCGAUAUCGAAGAGCUGACUAGCAUAUUCCAAGAGUUCAUCCAUGCGGUCUUGGACGGCCGACUGUCGCCGUCCGACGCUGGCGCGUGCAUGAAAGAGAUACUUGGCUCGGAAUCGCAUGAAAUGAUUAAGGAAUCAUUUUCGUUCGAGCCUCAUACUCUCUUCCUCGACACGCUGUCCAUCAUCUUCGAUAACGAUCGCGGUCUGUUCAAGCCGCAGCUCCGCGACUUCAUCCAGAGCACCGGUCUCGCUCCGGCGCUUCUGCGACAGACCCUCGAUGCCCAGCUCCUGCAGGACCUCGGCCUUAUCCGCACCACGUUCGUCAAACUCGGAAUCCGUCACGCCACCAACCUUCUGUACCGACAAGCAAACUACAACUUAUUGCGCGAGGAAUCAGAGGGUUACUCGAAACUGAUGACGGAGCUUUUCACAACCAGCAGCUCGGAACCGCCUACCGCCGAGGCAGCCCAUGCCGCAUUCGAGCGCCUCAAGGGUCUUAUUGGAACCUUCGAUCUCGACGUCGGACGUGUCCUGGAUGUUACGCUUGAUGUCUUCGCAGCUGUACUCAUCAAACAGUUCCGGUUCUUCAUUAAGCUGCUCCGCGUCAGCUCCUGGUGGCCUAGGAACCAAACCCCGGGGUCAACGGUUUACGCGGGCGGCCUACCCAGUUGGGCUCUGCCCGACUCGUCACAUUGGAUGUCCAGCGACGAGUCCGAGAUUGAGACGGCCGAGCUAAGACGCCAGCGAGAUGUUGAGUUUUGGAACAGGGCGCGCGAUGUCCACUUGGAUGCCUUCUUCCAACUCGGAGGUAGAGAAGUCACCGGUGACUACCUCAAAUCGUUGGAAGUGUCGGAGUCUACCACCGAAGCCGAAGUUACUGCCGCGUCGGCGUGGAUGAAGGCAACAAAGACGCUUCCCCCUCAGGGCAACCGCACCGCAGCCCAGCUCCUUGGCUUCAAGCUGCGAUUCUACUCCUCGGAUGCCCGGGAUGUCGACGAUGUGCUGCCGGCCAACUUGCUGUACCUUGUCGCACUUCUCAUCAAGGUUGGGUUCAUGUCACUCGUGGACAUUUAUCCCCACCUCUGGCCCCUCGACGGCGACAUGGACGCACUCAGGGAGAAGCGCAUGAAAGAGUUGGAAGAGAAGGAGAGGCAGAGUCGACCUGGCGCUGCGCAGAACGCAUUGCUCAUGGCUGGUGCUCUGCCGGACGAUACAGCUCCCUUGCCCAACACCCGUACGCGAGAUGCCGCAGGCAAGGCCGACGCGGACGCCAAAACCGAUGCCGGCGUGGAUGAGAAGGAGAAGCUUCCGGAACCUAUGGAGCAGAAGGCGGCGUUGCUCAUCUGCCUGCUGACGAUCGGCGCCAUCCCGGAGUCCCUCUUCAUUCUCGGCCGCUUCCCCUGGCUCCCGGAGGCUUUCCCCGAAAUCCUCGACCGCGUCCAUCGCAUUCUCAACCACAGCAUCGAGAAAGUUUACCAGGAAAGCCGCCCCACACCUACUUGCCCCGCCGAAUGCCCCCCGAAGUCGAUCGCCGACCUUGACCAGAGCGGCGUCCCCAAGGGCACUAUCAAGCUCGCGAGCACGCCCUCCAAGAAGUCUAUGCGUUGGCCAUUCCCUGACGGAUUCGAUGGGAGAGACCAGCACUACCGUUUUUACUGGGAUGAGUGGGCCGACAACGUCCCUGUUUGUCAGACUGUUGAAGAUGUUUUUACUCUAUGCGACACGUUGUUGAAUGUCUCUGGUGUCAACAUUGGCAAAGACCCCGCCUUGUUGGCCAAGCUCAUCAGCAUCGGAGCCAAGAGUCUCGGAGAAGACCAGUCUCAGCAAAACCUCGACCGCUGGCAGGACCUGCUUCGACGCAUUCUUGUUCCCGCUCUCAGCAUGACUACAGCCAACGCGGCCGUCGUCAACUCCAUCUGGGACCUACUCAAGCUCUACCCUGUCACAACCCGGUACUCGAUCUAUGCCGAAUGGUUCGAGGGACAAAUCUCGAGACUGCCGGCCAUGAAGGCAGCCUUUAACCGAACCCGCGUCGAGACCAGAGGUGUGAUGAAGCGUAUCUCACUGACGAAUCUCAGCGAGAUGGCCAAGUCUCUAGCCAAGACGAGUUACUCUUCGCCUGGUAUCGUCUUCAAGGAAGCCCUGAGUCAGAUCGAGUCUUACGCCAACCUCAUCGAGGCCUUUGUUGAGUGUGCAAAGUACUUCACUGACUUGGCAUACGACGUCUUGGUGUGGUCCUUGAUGAGCUCCCUUGGUGGCAAACAACGAAGCCGCACGCAAGAGUCCUCGAUCCUCUUGACCAGUAAAUGGCUCCAGGCUCUGUCGAAGUUUGCUGGCAAGGUCUUCAAGCGAUACUCCAUUCUGGACCCGACCCCCAUCCUUCAAUAUGUCAACAACCAGCUAUUCCAAGGCAACUCGACAGAUCUCAUCAUUCUCAAGGAGCUCGUCACUUCCAUGGGAGGUGUCGUUCAAGUCUUCGACUUCACCGACGAGCAGAUCCUGGCAAUGUCAGGAGGAGAAGUCUUGCGUCGACAGACCCUGCUUGGCCUCCAGGACAAACGCUUCGAAUCAGGACGCAGCGCCAAGCGCCUGAUGCAAUCAUUGACCGAGUCGAAGCUUGCUGGACGUAUCCUGAUCAACGUUGCCCAAUACCGACAAUCUGCCAUUUACAAACUUCCGGACGACGAGGCCCACAUCAAGUACAUCGGUUCCGUCAUUGACGACAGUCAUCAGAUCCUCGUCCAGUAUCUCGACCUUCUGAGAACCAACUUGGAGCCUCAGCAGUUCGAUUCGCUUGUUCCUGCCAUCGCGAGCCUCAUGAGCGAGUUUGGUCUCGAUGCGAGCCUAGCUUUCCUCAUUGGCCGAGAGAGCAUCUCCCACAAGAUGUUCGCGAAGAAGGAAGAUGCCACGACAGCCAUCACCGACACCGACGGGGACGUGUCCAUGGGCCAGAGUGAAACCGAGCCUGCCGAAGCUGCCGAGACCACUGGAGAGGUUACCGAAGCUGGAGAAAAGAUAUUGACGCCGCAAGAGAUCCGAGAGAAGGCGAAGAAGGAGGCCAUGCGCCAGAUCCACGAGGCUCUGGAACCUCUUGUUGCGUCGAUUCAGUCCAUUACGCCCGAUUCCUACUGGGGAAAACUCAGCGCGCAGUUCUUUGUUCUUUUCUGGGCUUUGCAGCUUGGCGAUGUCGAGGUGCCAGCGGCUAGUUACAACAUGGCCCACAAGCGAAUCGCGAACUUGCAGAAGGACCUCAACAGAGACCGUUCCGACAUGAGCCGGAGCGGCAUCACGAAGAAAGAAGCUAAGAAGGCCGAGCUACAAAAGAUUGGCAACGAGCUUCCUAAGGAGGCGGACUUGCAGAUGAAGAGGGCGCGGGUCGUUCGAGACUACAUGUCAGAUCAAAUGGACACGUGGUUCACAGGAUCGGUCACUAAGUUGAACGGUAUCUCGGAUGCGAUCCUCGAACAGUGUUUACUUCCCCGGCUGGUUCUCUCCGCUAGCGACGCCGAGUACUGUUACGCCUUCAUUCGGAAAAUCCACACUUUCGGCGCCCCCAACUUCCGAUUGAAGGCGGUCUAUGACCGGAUUUUCAGCGUCAACCGACUGCGGUCGAUGAUCUUCACCUGUACGGUCCGCGAAGCCGAACAUCUCGGCAGGUUCCUCAACUGCAUUCUGAAGGAUCUUGCGAAAUGGCACCGGGACACCAAUGCCUUUGAAAGAGAAGCCGUCGGCAAGCGCAGUAACCUUCUCGGAUUCGCAUCUGAGUUUGACGCGAACGGACAGCCAACGGCGUAUUACGACCAUUCGCAGUUCCGGGAUAUUCUGUACGGAUGGCAUAACAAACUCAACCUGGCACUGAAGUCCUGUCUUGGCGGCAUGGAGUGGAUGCACAUCCGCAAUGCCAUGACUGUUCUCAAGGCUGUGCUCGAAUUCUUCCCAGCGGUUACAUUCAUGGGCAACCAGUUCAUCGAGCAGCUCAAGACUAUUACCGAUCGUGAGGCGGCCUCAAAGACUGCAACUGCUGGGGAGGAAGGCCAUCGCGUGGAUCUUUCGGUCGCUGCUCAAGGUGCACUGUCCGAACUACAGCGGAGAAAGGCGAAAUGGGUGCUGCCGGCAGGUUUCCGUCCAAACAUGAAUGGACAAGCCCAAGGAAAGGCCAGGGAUGGCGAAUCAACCGGUCUUCGUGCGACCGCCGCCGAAUUCAAGCCUGGUCCAGCCAAGAGUGCAGCAGAACAGGAAGAUGGCGAAGUCAGAGACGGCAAGGAUACCGAGUCUCGACCGUCAGCUCCGACAGCGCCUGCUACGUCUAAUCAAAAGGAACCCAACCUUCCCCCUAAACCAUCUGCUGCUCAGAGGGAGUCUGCCAAAUCAGGCGCCACCCCUGCGGCCACUUCUGCUGCGUCGAGCAAACCAUCAACGCCGAAACCUGCAGUCAGUACUCCUGCAGCGAAUCACUCGAACCAGAGAGAGUCGUCAAAGCCGGCACCCUCGAGCGCGCCUUCCGACAGAAACUCGCACAGUUUGCCUAAAAGGCCGGACGUUCCUAUCCCAGGUCACUACCGCAACCACUUCACUCCCGACAGUCUGCCGGAACGCCGUGAUCAACGGGAUGCUCGCGAACCUCGUGGCCCUAGAGAUGCCAGAGACGCUCGCGAGCCCCGGGACCACAGGGACCAGAGAGAACCUCGCGACCCUAGAUUCCCUGAGCCUGCUCGCCCUGAGCGCGGACGCGAAUUUGCCAACCAGGACCGACGCGGAGCAGACAUCCCGAUGAGAGAUGCGGGUCGCUCGUCUGAGAAGGACUGGCCUGCAAGGCAAGAGCCUCAACGUCGUGAUCACGGAGCUCAUGAGCGUGAACCUCGUGCCCCGCGAGACAGACAAGCUCCAAGCAACGGACGUGCACCAGAACCUGGCCGUCUCUCUCGGGAAACAGCAACUUCAACGCCGCCACCCCAAGCAGCGCAGCCACCGCAAGAGGAACCGCCUAUUAACUCCGCAAGACUCGCCCUAAUCCAGGGUGAUCAGCCCGAGAGGCCUAGCCGUUCAGACAGGCCUCCGAGGUCAUCCGAGACAGACCGCCGCAGUGGAAGAGGACCGCGUGGAGGCGAAGUGGACCGUCCAGACAUAAUCAAUCCGGAGCGUGCUGCUUUGAUUGGCGAGACGACCCGACCGGAACCCCCAUCUCGCCCGGCACGCGAUGAGCCCAGAGAUAGGGGCACGCCUCGCGGACACUCGCCGAGAAGAAGCGGACGUUUCAACCCGGAAACUCCUGAUGCUGGAAGAGAUGACCGCCACGGCCGCUCCCACCAUUCCGACCACCGAUCUUCAGCAAGAGAGGCACACAACGAAUCUCCGGCUCCAAAUCCCCGCAAUGAUCGCGCCAGCGAUCGCGAAGGUGACAAAGGAAGAGAUGCAUUUCUCGGCCCUAGCAGGGGCGCGGAAGCGGACCACAACCGACAGGAUCAGAAUUAUGGCCGCCUGAAUCCCAUUCAGUCUGUGCUCACGAACGAACCUCCCUCGGGACCACGCGGCCGUGGACGAACAGCUGCAAGAGGAGGCCCUAUGAACCCUCCGAACUCGCGAUCAGACGGGCGCUUCCCACCGACUGACAGCCCGGCGCAGCCAGACGAAAGGCACCCACCAACCGGACCGGCUUCGGGCAGAGGGCGUAGGAACCAGAAUGCCCCUAACCAGUCCGUUAACUCGCCUACGACAGCAACUCCCACGCCUGCGCCCCAUCCUGACCGUGGCAGGACCUUGAACCAAGGCCCAGCUGCCUCGCCUUCGCAGACUCCUGGAGGCCCACCGGCUACAGGCGUCCAUCCUGAUCGUCUGGCCCAGAUCGCGCCUCCUCCUCCUCCCCCUCCCCCGGCACAACCUGCUAACCAUGGCCACUCCCGCCCACCUUUGCCGCCCAUCAACACUCCUGACCGACCUUCGGGAGGAUCUGGUAGAAACAGCCAAACACCCACUGGCCCAUUCCCAGGCCCUACCGAUGGCGCGCCUUCUGGGCCCGCUUCGACUGAUAGAGGUCGAAGUGGCGGCAGUCGGAGACAGCUUGCAGGUAUCAACAGCACGUUGCAGCAAGCACAAGCCAACAUGCCGGAAAGCAACCGAGGCACAACGAUUAGGGGACGUGGAGCAGCCCGUGGUAGCAUCAUGGGUUCUGACGCUCAGGUUUUGACUGGCGCGUCUCCGAUGACUACACCAACUCAAGAACGCCCUGAUCCAAUCCGACAAGAUCGCAUCGGAGGGAGCAUCGUUCGGAUCGUGGACGCCAAUCAAGACGAGGCAGCCGUGAGCGAGAGCGUAGCGCAGGACGCGAGAGAGAGCCGAAGGAGCCGCGAGGUGGUAACGGGCGUGAGCAACGCCAUCGGGGUGAUCGUGGUGAUGGAGGCCGUGGAGAAGCCGGCUCAGGAGGAAGAAACGAGGAAUGGGGUGGAAGCACGCGCGGUGGACCUAGAGGUGGACAGCGAGACGGCGGAUCGAGACAGAACGACGACCGACGCGAACCACGAGAGGAGCGGGGUCGGAAGCGCAGAAGUGAAGACGCCGCCGGUCUGA
Colletotrichum karsti is the source of this 7020-nucleotide messenger RNA. Its product is annotated as THO complex subunit 2. Bases 1 to 7020 code for a protein of 2339 amino acids. Gene Ontology annotation, molecular function: mRNA binding. Gene Ontology annotation, cellular component: THO complex part of transcription export complex. Gene Ontology annotation, biological process: mRNA processing; mRNA export from nucleus. The transcript has 4 exons. The record is from RefSeq and is a predicted model, not a curated record. NCBI's taxonomy places the organism in Eukaryota, Fungi, Ascomycota, Sordariomycetes, Glomerellales, Glomerellaceae.